AUCGGUUAAAGUUAAAGAGUCGCCUCGUGGUUGUAAAAGGUGAAGGAGUGCGUUCGCGAACGAAAGAUAAGCUAACGUAAGAAAAGAACUACGCGGAAGUUAUAAUCGCGGGCGAUUUUUUAGCUGAAUCGUAUUUAAAUAGUAUCAAAUAAAUUGCUAAAUCGAAAACGAAACGAAAGAAAGAUUACAACGAACGAAAUUAGGAGCGAAUUUUGAAGAACAAGUGCCGUUUACGAAUAUAAUUUUUUACGAAUCUAAUUUAUAGAAAAUUUUAUAUACCGGACAUAAUCCGUAUUAUUAUAAAGCAAAAUGCCAUCGGACGAUCCCCUUCGCAACGAACCAUUGGUUUCAGUUGAAUUCGAAGUAUUUGGUAAAGUUCAAGGUGUAUAUUUUCCUAAAUACGUGAGGGAUCUAUGUCUGCAGCUUGGAAUCUGUGGUUGGGUUAAAAACAGUAAAACAGGGACGAUCCUUGGAAAGAUGCAAGGACCUCGUGCGCUUGUCGAUCAGAUGUCACAGUGGCUAUCAACGGUAGGAAGUCCUGGAAGUGAAAUUGACCAUUGCGAAUUUACAAUGUGGGAGAACGUCACGAGACCGCAAUAUAAAGGUUUUGCCAUACGUUUUUGAAAAGAAAAAAAAAAAAAAAAGCAGAGAAAACACAAUUCAACAAAACAAUUCAUUUA
Vespula vulgaris is the source of this 680-nucleotide messenger RNA. Its product is annotated as acylphosphatase-2. The record is from RefSeq and is a predicted model, not a curated record. The coding region runs from base 310 to 624 and encodes 104 amino acids. The transcript is spliced from 3 exons. NCBI's taxonomy places the organism in Eukaryota, Metazoa, Arthropoda, Insecta, Hymenoptera, Vespidae. Gene Ontology annotation, molecular function: acylphosphatase activity.